AUGUCGCUCGCCCGCUUCCUCGCCCACAACCGCGCGACCUUCCGCCGCCAGCCCUGGGCCGAGAUCUCCGGCGCCCUCGGCGACCUGGGCACCUUCCUGCCCAUCCUCGUGGCCCUGGCCGCCGCCCACGCCGUCUCGCUGCCCGCCACCCUCGUCUUCUCCGGCCUGUUCAACAUCCUCACCGGCUGCGUCUUCGGCCUCCCGCUGCCCGUCCAGCCCAUGAAGGCCAUCGCCGCCGUCGCCAUUGCCCGCAACUUCGCCCCCGGCGAGAUCGCCGCCGCCGGCCUGUUCGUCGCCGCCGUCAUACUCGUCCUGAGUAUCACCGGCGCCCUGCGCUGCUUCGCCGCCGUCGUGCCCAUCCCCGUCGUCAAGGGCAUCCAGGUCGGCGCCGGCUUGUCCCUGCUGCUCUCUGCCGGCGCGAAGCUGCACGCCGACCUGGGCUGGCUGCGCCCGGGCUGGGCCGAUAACUACCUGUGGGCCGUCGCCGCCUUCCUCGGCCUGCUCGUCUCCAAUGUCUACCGCCGCGUGCCGUACGGCCUGAUGAUGUUCGUGCUGGGACUGGCCUUCGCCUUCAUUGUGCUGGCGUUGUCGCCGCAUGCACGCCUUCCCCGGCCCCACAUCUGGGUGCCUGGCAUUGUGCUUCCCCAUUCUCACGAUUGGGGAAAGGGAAUCGUCCAGGCCGGUGUUGGUCAAAUCCCCCUCACCACUCUGAACUCCGUCGUGGCUGUCGUGCAUCUGGCUGGCGAUUUACUGCCUGACAUCGACACCCCCUCCAUCACAUCGAUUGGCCUCAGCGUCGCCGGCAUGAAUCUGCUGAGCAUAUGGUUUGGCUCCAUGCCUGUAUGCCAUGGCUCUGGUGGUUUGGCGGCUCAAUACCGCUUUGGCGCGCGAUCCGGAGCAAGCGUCAUCUUUCUAGGCGUUGUCAAGUUGGUGGUUGGUAUUUUCUUCGGCAACACCCUGCUGGAUCUAUUAAAGGCCUUCCCGACUGCAUUCCUCGGAGUUAUGGUCAUUGCUGCUGGACUGGAGCUUGCCAGUGUUGGAGAGAGCCUGAAUACUGCUGGUGCUUGGGAUCUGGGAUCGCACGACCGCCACAAUAUUCUCCCAAGAACGAGACUUACUGAAGUCACUCUCAGCGAUGCAGAGAAGAAGAAGAGGUGGACUGUCAUGAUGGUCACGGUAGGCUUACUCGUUGCUUUCAAGAAUGACGGCAUUGGCUUUGUGGCUGGCAUGUUGUGCCACUGGAGUUUCUCCCUGCCGUCCAUCAUUGACAAAAUUAGAAAUCGUUUCACUCGUGGAAGAAUUAGAUUACAUGGCGAGGGUGACUCUACAUAA
This is a messenger RNA of Ophidiomyces ophidiicola, 1332 nucleotides long. RefSeq lists its product as uncharacterized. The record is from RefSeq and is a predicted model, not a curated record. Gene Ontology annotation, molecular function: molybdate ion transmembrane transporter activity. Lineage: Eukaryota; Fungi; Ascomycota; Eurotiomycetes; Onygenales; Onygenaceae. Gene Ontology annotation, biological process: molybdate ion transport. Bases 1 to 1332 code for a protein of 443 amino acids. The transcript has a single exon.